Messenger RNA from Colletotrichum truncatum, 2946 nucleotides. RefSeq lists its product as uncharacterized. The record is from RefSeq and is a predicted model, not a curated record. NCBI's taxonomy places the organism in Eukaryota, Fungi, Ascomycota, Sordariomycetes, Glomerellales, Glomerellaceae.
AUGGACUUUUGGUCGCGCCUCCUAGCGGGCACUUCGCUCUCACCUGCGGCUAACCGUAAGGACGAUGCAAAGAACCCCACGAAACGUCUGCAUCGUUUCGACAAGGAGUACAAUCGCAUCCUGCAAAUAUGGAGGUCGUCUUCUAAUCUCGCCAACGACGUCGACGCCGCAGAGACCCUCGAGAUCCGUCUACAAGAGCUCACGAACAUCCUGAACGACGAGUCCCGACGGCCUCUCCCCCAUCCCUGCAUCCAGUAUGCUGCGAAGAAACAGGUCUAUGUGCCGAUUGGCAAAAUAGCCACCACAUCCUACAACGAGUGGAUCAUCAAGGAAGCCGUGUUGUUCUUUGCAACCCUGCUUGAGACGGAGGAAGAGGCUUUUGUCGAAAAUGCCACCUUCUCUGCUAGCCUGACGAACCUGCUGGUUCGAAUCACUGGCGUCAAUAGUGUCCGCCUAGGAUCAGAUACUGAGGCCAAGGUCGUCGAGCUGGCUUUUAACAUCACCACCAAGAUCCGUCUUAAUCGAGAUAUCCUUCAUGCCUGGUUUAAGAGCAACUAUGAGGGGGCGGCACCUAAAGACAAGACCCAGGACGAGCACGACUCGUUCGCUGGCCGGACCCAGAGACAGGACUUCCCUCUGUUCUACAUUUUGAUGGAUUACAUCCACCAUGAGGGCAAGGUUGGAGAUUUUGCCAGGACGGGUUUGCUGUAUAUCAUCGAGUCGGCUUCCAGCGACGAGUCUCUAGAACAAUGGAUCGUCGAGAGCGACCUGUCUACCUUGAUGGCAACCGGCCUGGGAGCACUUUACAGCCAGCUGAGCCGCAAGCUCGUCAUUGACUAUCCCACCAACGAUCUUCCUCCCAUUCUCGCUCUAUCCGACUACCAACACCCAACAUCUACCUUCGAAAUUAUCAGUUCCUGCUCCUCCGAUUUUCAACUCCACCUCGAGACCUUCCUCUCCCAUCUCCUCUUCUGGCAGGACGUGCUGGAUCACUGCAAGUCGGUCGAGGUGAAACAGACCCUCUUAGAGCACUUCCAAGUCAUUUUCUUGCAGCAACUUUUAUACCCCUCGCUGCUGGAGUCGUCUGAUAUCGACGGAGGCUCGUCCGUUGCCGUCCUGACUUAUUUACGCCGCAUCCUAGAAUCUCUGGACCACCCUGACAUGAUUAACCUGAUUCUCCAUUACCUCCUUGGUUUGCCCGACCACGUCUCGUCGGGCGCACCAAGCGGGCGAGCUUCCAUUAGUGCGGCUCGUAAGCGCAAAUCCAUGGAUCUUGCCACGAUGCUAGCUCAGACGAAAUCCGAUAUUACUGCCACGCCGCUCCUCUUCAACCUCGUUGAUCUCAUUCAAGCAUGCUUGCGUUCGCACAAUCAGCAAACCAUUCGUGUUACGCUACAGCUUGUUUCGGCUAUCCUUAGGAGGCACCAUCGCUAUGCUGUCAGCACACUUCUGCGAACUGAGGCGGUGCUGGGAGAUAAAAUGCACCGUACGGUUGGUGCGCAUGAGCAGGAGGUUGACUACCUCAUGAGUUUGGCCGGAUCCAUCGGCGGCCAGGACAACUUCGAUGAGGUCUAUGAGAACGUUUUGAAAGACACAAUGAGCCGGCUCGAGAGCCAUCCCUGCUCGUUGAAGCUCGUGGCACCCAGAAUUUCCACCAACAACCAUGACCUACCCGCUGUUCCUGAUACACUCCCUGGGGCGCCACGCGACGUGCACGAGCACACGCUCCGCCCGGAUGAUCCUAUGCUCAACACGGUGCUGGAUCUUCUUGAGACGUUUUUCAUGAACCCCGUAGAUACAAACCUCUCGCUCACUGAAUCCAUCUUGGACUUGGCCAUUUGUGGCUACAUGACGAUCGAGGGCUGGAUGCUGCGGAAUCCACAAAAGUACACCUAUGAUGACCAGCCGCCCAGCCCAACCUCUCCUGACGCAUCUACAACAUCAUUCAGGCCCCCGACAGACCCCGACUCCACCACGUCAUCGGAAAAGCAAACUCUUGAGGCCUUGGAUGGCUGCCGUCGUCGCCCUAUUUGGGCCCAGUCGUCUCUGCCCCGUAUACUUGUUGUGCUCCAACAAUUAUGCAACCAGGUUGCCGCAUAUCGCGAAACGGUCCCACGCUUUGAAGACCUGCUGCAAAGCCGGAGGGAAGCAUUCCAAACUGCCGAUAACCCGCGCCAGCCGCCGCCUCUUCCGCCCCGCAAGCCGACUCCUCAGAGACACAGUUCAGCGCAUACCCCAGAACGCCCGAGUCUAGAUGAGGCAACCCGCAGUGGAUCACCAGCCCGCCCAUCGGGUCUGGAACGCUUCGCUCAACGACUGGUCUCGGAGCUCAGCACCCCUAGCCGGACAGGGAGCCCAAGAGGAAGGAAAAAUAGCCGAGGUUCUAGGUCGAACAGCCCGGCACCGACUGGGCUGUCUGGAGGAUAUGGCUUAUCUACACCUACAACCCGCCCCAUCCCCCCGCCAAAGGAUACGCCUUACGAUAACGCCCCUAGAAGUGUGAUUGACGAUAGUGGUUCGUCGCAUGGACCAAGGGACCCUGUUGCCAGCCAAGCCGCUGCCUUUGCAGCCAUUGAUCAAAGCAUUCUUGCACGUAAAAUCGGCAUUCCUGGAAAGGUUGAGCCUAUACCCUUGGACCUUGGGAAGAAGAAGCCGACUCUCCAUAUGCCCCCUCCCAAAGAUGAAGAGGAGGAGGAGGAGGAGGAGGAGGAGGGAGAGCCAGCUGAUGGUCAAGAUGGCAAACAGGAAGAACAACAAGGAGAGCAACCGGAGCCAAGCAAUGAUGAUACCCCCGAAACGAAGCAACCAGAAGAGAAGAAACCAGAACGUACGGCAUCGGUAUCGCAUGUACUGACGAACAUCAUUGUGCUCCAAUCAUUCUUGUUUGAGCUUGCUGCCCUGAUCCAAGUGCGUGCAGGACUCUUCAACGAGGUUCGCUACGCUUGA